Molecule: messenger RNA, 699 nt
Organism: Phytophthora sojae
Lineage: Eukaryota; Oomycota; Peronosporomycetes; Peronosporales; Peronosporaceae
Exons: 2
Coding region: 1-699 (232 amino acids)
Source: RefSeq, a predicted model, not a curated record
AUGGAUGCUUCUGAUCUUUUCACAGUGGCGCAUGACACGCUGACGCGUACGGUGCUGCGGGUCCGCGAUGGAGAGCAGCGCGCCACUGGGUCGACGCCGCUGGGCUCGGACGCCGUCCAGGCCGUUGCGCUGCUGUUCGCCAUUACGCUGUUGCCUGUGCUGUUGCGCGUGCGUAUCCUCUACACUUUCUGCUGGGUGGGCUUUACGGUGCUGGCGCACGUGACCGAGUCGGAGGCGGCGCUGGGCAUGGCUACGUCGCUGGGGCUCACCAUCAUGAUGGGCUGGUACUCGCUGCGCGCGCUUGACCGGACCACGUUCAUGGGCAUCCUGCAAGGCUGGUUCGGCUUCUUGAGCAAAUAUCGCCCCUUCCAGCUGCUAGCCAACUCCGUCGAUCUCCUGCUGCACAUGGGCGUGCCGCUCAUGCUCGCGUUCUGCUACCUGCCGCUCGUGCGCUUCUGGAUGACAGCACCCAUCCUGAUUUUCUCCCAAUUGUGGAUCAAGUUGGUCGCCGGUGGAGACCUCAGUCUAACGGGCAACGGCAUCUACCACAUCUACCCGCCGCGCCCCAAGGCGUUUUGGUUGGCAGUUCGCAAGAUCGAGCUGGCCUACAACUUUACUAUCCCAAUGCUGUGUGUACUCGCGAACCGAGCAGGCGUUCACGAGUUCGUGGUCCAGUGUUUCCUAGAGCCGAGCUUGUAA